GCUCUCUGUCAUCAUCACACAUGGACGGGCUGCGCGUUUUUCUGGUCGUUCUCUUUGGAGCUGUUUCUUUCAGUCAGGAUCAGAUUCCCAAACCAGUGUCGGAGGUGACAGUCAGACCAGGAGGAAACAUCACUCUGUACUGUGACUGCAAAAUAUCAACUGGAGUAUACAUAGUGUGGUACAGGAACUGUUCUCAUGAGAACCAGCCCACUCUUGUUCUUAAAGCAAUGGGUUAUUCGGUUCGUUUUGAAUUUUUGAAGAACCAUUCUUCUGAAUCCUAUGACCUGCUGAUCAGGAACAUCACUGAUUCUGAUGAGGGGCUCUACUACUGUGGAACUCAACAGACCAAGGUGGAGGAUAAAGGAUUAAUCACUUCCAAAUACAUUUACAACUAUGGCAAUGUAGCAACAAGGAUCAUAUGUGGAAAAGAAGACAACUCAGACAGAGAAACAUGCCCUCACUCCAGUGUUGUGCCCUGGAUGAUGGUGGUGUUCACGCCAGCUUUAACUAUUCUCUCCUCUUUCCUCUCCUUUAUUUUGGUUUAUCACUUCUGUCAGAAAACAGAUAAAGAACCUGAAGUUCAUCAGAAAAGACCAAACAGCACAGGACAAACAAGACAGAAUCAGGAUGAAGAUGUGUGUUUAACACGAGUUGUGUUCCGGGUUAAGGAUGGACAAAAACACCAGUAGACAUGAAAUACAGCAAAAGCACAUUUGCCUCAUUCAGGCAGAAAGAAAAUAGAAUUGAACAAGUCCAAUUUCGAAAUGUUUCAAAUUCAGGUCAACAGUUUAACUUGUGGUUUCCUCUUGUAUCUUUGUAUUUUUCAAUGUCCUGUGGUUUGUGACACACCCCUAGAGAUCUUAAACCACAAAGUGUGUGAGCGCAAGCUGUGUGGCCGAUUUGGUAUCAGGUUUGUGAUCAACCAGUUGACAACAGUCACAUACACAUUAUUACAGUUUUAAAUGUACUUUUCCGUUGAGAACUGUUUAAACUUAAAUCUUGACUUACAUAUUGUUAUUAUUUUUAUUAGUUAUCAUUAAGUAAUAUGAGCUUGUACUGUUUUACAUGUAGAAUAUGUAUGGAAUAUUUGUAAUUAACUCUUUACUUGUUAUUAUUACAUUAUUAUAAAUCAAUUAUUUUUAUUACAGUUGUCUUUUGUGAGCUGUUUACAUAUACACACAACAUAUAAUGGGCUGUACUAUCUUUUUGAUUGCCCCCCCUUUACUUCAGUAGUCUCUAUUCUAAUGGAUAGGCAUAAUAAUUUGCAUUAAAUUAAUUUGAAAGAAUAAGUGAUGCAGGUGAAUGCCUUACUCAUUGCUUCUGCGAUUUAUUGUGGAUUAAAUGGCCAGUUUGUUAGAGGUAUGAACCACAAUAAUGAUGAAUUUAUUUUUAUUCUUUUAUUAUUUAAUUUGGUUUAUUACCAUUUUGUAUUUACAGAUGUGGAUAAAAGUGUUAGUACCCUAACACCUUAUUGAAACAAUAGUCUGUGAAAUUAAAAGCGCCUUUGUCAUGCAUAUGUGCACGCCAUUAG
Seriola dumerili (greater amberjack) is the source of this 1531-nucleotide messenger RNA. RefSeq lists its product as uncharacterized. The transcript has 5 exons. Gene Ontology annotation, biological process: response to bacterium. The record is from RefSeq and is a predicted model, not a curated record. Lineage: Eukaryota; Metazoa; Chordata; Actinopteri; Carangiformes; Carangidae. Bases 21 to 689 code for a protein of 222 amino acids.